AUGGCUGUCUUUGCUCCAGAAACGCGAAACGGGGCUGACAGCAUUGCCAUCAAUGGCAUACCACCCGCCGCCUAUGUAAAUGGCAACGGCAACCUGGCGCAUCGCCUCAAAAUGGAACGCAAACAGUCCUCGCCCAUGAUGCCGGCCUUCAUGGUCUCGGCACCAGGAAAAGUCAUCGUUUUUGGAGAGCACGCCGUCGUUCACGGCAAGGCCGCAAUCGCCGCUGCCAUCUCUUUGCGAUCAUACCUCCUCGUCACCUCCCUCUCCAAGUCGAGGAGAACAGUCUCGCUUCGUUUCCCAGAUAUCGACCUGCAACACACAUGGAAUAUCGACGACCUGCCGUGGGCUACCUUCCAGCACCCUUCAAAGAAGAAGUCCUACUACGACCUUGUGACGGAGCUUGACCCGGACCUGGUUGCAGCCAUCCAACCAAACCUUGCAGAAAUAUCACCGCACAAGUCUGACCAAGUACGAAAAGUGCACCAAAACUCGGCCUCGGCCUUCCUGUACAUCUUCCUAUCGCUUGGCCACCAGUCUUUCACAGGAUGCCUCUACACUCUUCGGUCAACGAUUCCUAUUGGCGCUGGUCUGGGCAGCAGUGCGUCCAUCGCCGUCUGCCUGGCAGCGGCUCUUCUCCUGCAGCUGCGCACGCUGUCAGGCCCACACCCGGAUCAGCCCCCUGACGAGGCUAGGUUGCAAGUGGAGAGAAUCAACCGGUGGGCGUUUGUCUGCGAGAUGUGCAUACACGGCAACCCUUCAGGCGUCGACAACACCGUUUCAACCCAAGGCAAGGCUGUGGUCUUCCAGCGGACGAAUUACAGCAAACCCCCGGCCGUGCGACCUCUCUGGGACUUCCCCGAGCUCCCCCUUCUCCUCGUCGACACGAGGCAGGCCAAGUCGACGGCAUUCGAAGUGGCCAAGGUCGGCAAGCUCAAGAAGACACAUCCGGAGCUGGUUGGCAGUAUCCUGGACGCCAUUGACAAGGUCACGGUUGCGGCAGACACUCUGAUUGGAAAUGAAACAUUUGACAACGAGGAGGAAGAAAGUCUACGGAAGGUGGGAGAGCUGAUGACGAUCAAUCACGGAUUGCUCGUCUCUUUGGGGGUGUCCCACCCGCGUCUGGAGCGGAUAAGAGAGCUGGUGGAUCACGAAGGCAUUGGAUGGACGAAGCUGACUGGCGCUGGCGGCGGCGGUUGCUCCAUCACUUUGCUGAAGCCCGAUGUGCCCAAGGACAAGCUUAACAGGCUGGAAUCUCAACUGGAAGACGAAGGCUACGAAAAAUUCGAAACAACCCUGGGCGGUGACGGCGUUGGCGUGCUCUGGCCAGCAGUACUCAAGAACGGAAUGGACGAAGACAAUGAAGGAGGCAUGGAAAUCGACCAAGAGAGUUUCCUGAACGCCGACGGCAACGAGGGUGUCGAGAAGCUGGUGGGCGUUCACGGGGGCGUAGGCGAGCGAGAAGGCUGGAAGUUCUGGCGCGUCGAGAGCCAUUGA
This is a messenger RNA of Colletotrichum abscissum, 1494 nucleotides long. Its product is annotated as mevalonate kinase. Gene Ontology annotation, molecular function: ATP binding; mevalonate kinase activity. The coding region runs from base 1 to 1494 and encodes 497 amino acids. NCBI's taxonomy places the organism in Eukaryota, Fungi, Ascomycota, Sordariomycetes, Glomerellales, Glomerellaceae. The record is from RefSeq and is a predicted model, not a curated record. The transcript is spliced from 2 exons. Gene Ontology annotation, biological process: ergosterol biosynthetic process; isoprenoid biosynthetic process; isopentenyl diphosphate biosynthetic process, mevalonate pathway. Gene Ontology annotation, cellular component: cytosol; cytoplasm.